AUGUCUGCACCGAAGCAACGUAUUCGCCAACGAUUUGGAUCGAUUCAGGAUUAUCUUUUGGUUGUGCAAGUGAAGAAAGACUUGCCAUUCCGUGCACCUCAUGGAGGAUUAAUGGCUGGCUGGGAGAAAGUUGCUACAACCCUCAACAGCUACGAUGCUUUCAAGCUGCACCAUCUCAAGGGACCAAUCGUUAAGAAUCGCUUCGAGCGUCUCGUUGAUCGCCAUCGCAGAUGGGUGAAGAAUGGCAGCCUCUUGGAAAAUGCACCGUCACAGGACGCUGCUUUUCAGAUCGUCAUGACUGAGCUCGUGCCCAAGCUCGAUGCUGCGGAGGCGGAACCGCUGACCCACACGCUAGGCAAACGUGGUCGUCCACGGAAGAUUCGGUCGGAAGAUGGAAUUGUUUCGUUGGAGAGAAAACAGUCUUUGACAGUCUCACAAGUGGUUAUUGCUCCAUCGCCAUUGGGCCCUCAACCUUCUUUGUCUACGUCUCUCCUCGUGGACUCUGAAGACCAGGCAUUGCCCAUUGCGAGCAAGGCAAGCCGUCAGCGAUUUACUCCUGAAGAUGAUCUUUUGCUGGUAAAGUUUGUCAAGGAGUCGCUGCCGUUUCGUGCCAAGUUUGGUGCGAUUUCGGCGGCUUGGGAAGACGUGGCAAACAAACUGGACAACAGUCCGACGUUCACGAAGGACAGCAUCCAAGGCCGAAUUGUGCGCUAUCGCUUUGAAAACUUAGUGACCAAGUACCGUGAACGCGUCAAACGCAACAACGGACGCGUUGUGGGACCGAAGGGUAAUCCAGCAGGUCAACUUGAAGUACUGAUGACAGAAUUAGUUACUUUAAUGGACGGUGGAGACCCUAUCAGCGCUGCUUUGCUUGCGCAGAAUGUAGCGAUCGCCGCCACUGAUGCCGUCACUACAGUGGCUACACGAGAGCUUCCUCGAACGUCAACGGGUCAGGAUGAAGGUUCAACCAUCACUACUAGCGAGCCAUCGUCACCGGCCUCCAGUGGGUCUGAAGGCGCCCCAGGUGCUAACCGGAGCUUCACUACUCCUACGCCUCGAGACGAGCCGACAGUGGUGCCAAACGUAAGUACAGUGUCAGCUGUGCUGAAUGCCGCUGACCCCACAAGCAUUGCUGAGCUUAAGGCCCUGCUUCAGAAAAUGGUGGAGGAACAGACUCGGUCCGCCGCGCAAAUGCUAUUGCUCCAGCGCGAAGAACGCCAUCUGGAGGCGGAGCGGCGAGAGCGAGAGUAUGAAAUUCAGCGUAAGGAGCGCGAGAAGGAUCACGAGGCGUUAACUGCCAUGGUGAUGUCGGCCCUAACGACGUUCUUCGAGCAGGUUGACCGCAAAACAAGUAUUGGACAAUGA
Peronospora farinosa is the source of this 1365-nucleotide messenger RNA. The record is from the annotation of a GenBank genome assembly. NCBI's taxonomy places the organism in Eukaryota, Oomycota, Peronosporomycetes, Peronosporales, Peronosporaceae.